UUUCUUUGAAAUAGGGCAAAGAUGAAGAGCCUUUGCAGCGUGCUGCUCACUUUUUGCACUGCUCUGAGUUCUCUGUCCGGUGCUGCAGGUUUCCAUGUGUUUGGAUAUGAGGGACGAGAUGUGAAUGUUUCCUGCCACUAUGAUGAAGGCUAUCAGGGCUAUGAGAAAUACCUAUGCAGGAACGGCUGUGGUGACAGUGAUGUUCUAAUUAUGACAGGACAAACAAAGAAAGGUAGAUAUUCCAUUUAUGAUGACAAAAAGGCACGGAAGUCCACUGUGACAAUCUCUGAUCUUCGUGCUUCGGAUUCUGGGACAUACUGGUGCGGGGUGACCAGGACUGGGAAAGAUCUCUACAAUGAAGUCAAGCUGGAGAUAAGACAAGACAGCUGCUGUGACCAUGUGACUGAAAAAGAAAGUCAUGAUGGAGGUUCGGUGUCCUUCAGUUGUCCGUAUGAGUCUGAGAACCAGAACAACCUGAAAUAUUUCUGCAGAGGGACGCAACCGUCCACAUGUCUGCAGCAGGCACUGGUCACAUCUGACAACGAACACAACGGACAGUUCACUCUUACUGAUGACAAGGAGAUCAGGAAAUUCACAGUGAACAUCAGCAGUCUGACCCAAAAGGAUUCUGGGUCGUAUCUUUGUGGCGUACAUAGGAACAAUGGAUUCAAUGUUUUCGCUGCUAUUAAGUUGGAAGUAAAAGAGUGGUGCUGUGUGAAGUCACACAACAUGAGUGGCAUCGUGGGACAUGCAGUAACUUUGCAGUGUCCUUAUCUGCCCAAACACAAGAAUAACAGGAAGUUUCUCUGUAAGGGUGAUCACCACAAAAACUGCAGAGAUGUGAUUACCAGUAAGAGCAGGUUCUCGAUGCAGGACGACGUUUCUUCCAGCUUGUUUUCAGUGACAAUCUCAGGGCUGGAAGCAGGUGAUGCUGGGACAUACUGGUGUGUUUCAGACUCACAGUGGGGCAUUGGAAACUACACCAAGAUUCAGCUGUCAGUAGUCUCUGACAUCACUGUGGAAACAAAUUCAACACAUCCAUCUACCAAACAUGUCAAAGACGUGGUACUCUAUGUGGUUGUCACUGUGUCCGCUGUGUCGCUCAUAGUGAUAUUUGCCCUGGUUAUUGCCUGUAAAUACAAACGUCACAAAGUGCAAGGUGCUGAGGUCAACACCUACAGAAGCAAACCCAAUACUUCAGAGGAAGCGAUGGGCGGAGUAGAUAUUUAUGAAAAUCAAGAAGUUGUUCAGUACGCAAAGCCAAUGAAAUCCGGACAGCAGAACGCCUGUUCGCAGUAUGACAAUGAAGGUGAAGACCAACCCGACUAUGAAAACAUCACAGAAGACAUCUACUGUAACCAAAGUUUCCAUCAAGGCUAUAACAGAUGAACUGUCUGUACUGUUUUAGCAUGAACAACAGCGCAACCCGCAUUCAUGUACCACUGCAAUCUGACAAUUACAUCCUCUAACUGAAGACUUUGUUGGUCGUUGUGACCCAGAUUUGUUUUAUCAUCAACAUAAGAUACAGUUGAACAUGUACAUGUUCAUGGUUUUAACGCUUUCAACUUUUGCCAUUGCAUUAAUUUUCUUCAAUCUGCACUCCUUGUAUGAAUUGUGGAUAUCAUGUAAAAUUUCAGCCAUGCAACUUAAAUGUAAGUUACCUAUUUGUAUAUAAUAAAAGAAAACAAGUCAACAAAUGAUGAUAAACC
Molecule: messenger RNA, 1709 nt
Organism: Acanthochromis polyacanthus (spiny chromis)
Lineage: Eukaryota; Metazoa; Chordata; Actinopteri; Pomacentridae
Product: polymeric immunoglobulin receptor-like
Exons: 8
Coding region: 22-1389 (455 amino acids)
Source: RefSeq, a predicted model, not a curated record